GCGGUGUACCGUGUGCGGCUGUCUUCCCGUCGGUCCGUCUAAACCCUCUCUGUGUGGAGCCGUGACGGAUCUCCUGCUUAACAUUCCGACCAGACGCCGCUCGCCGCUCGCUGCUCGCUUGCUGCCACAAGCUUUUAUAUCCCCUCGACUUGCUUAUUUCAUGAUCUCUCCAUCGGGGCUGCACGGAUCGUAUCGUCCUCAGGAUCCAAAGACACCAAGUUUUAAUUCAAGGAGUUUUUACAAUGACGGCGACCAAGGAGCAGCCUAACCAGAGACAGAAUCAGCCGCAGUCAGACGAGGACCUUGGAGGGGGGAGUCCUCCCGCGAGGAACUGGAAGGGAAUAGCCAUCGCUCUGCUGGUCAUCUUGGUGGUCUGCUCCCUCAUAACCAUGUCAGUCAUCCUCCUCACCCCAGCAGACAGCCAGGCCGGGAGCGACACCAAACUCACCGUGGAGGACCUGUUCCGAGCGGAGUUUGUGAUCCAUGACCCGGAAGCUAAAUGGAUCAACGACUCCGAAGUUAUCUACAGGACCCCAGAAGGCCAUGUGAUCAAGUUCAACAUCCUAACCAAUGAAAGUGAGAUCCUUCUGACGAACGCAACGUUUAUUAACUUCAAUGUGGCAAAGUAUUCAAUCUCUCCUGAUUUGAAGUACGUCCUCUUUGCUUAUGAUGUGAAACAGGUGUACCGGCAUUCCUACGUGGCGUCCUACAGCGUCUACAACAUCCACACGCGUGAGGUAUGGGAACUAGACCCUCCAGAGGUCGUCAACUCUGUGCUGCAGUACGCUGCCUGGGGAACUCAGGGUCAACAGCUGAUCUAUAUUUUUGAAAACAACAUCUACUACCAGUCCGACGUCCAGAGCAACUCGCUCCGGCUCACCUCCUCUGGGAAGGAGGGGGUCAUCUUCAACGGGAUUGCUGAUUGGCUGUACGAAGAGGAGGUCCUCCAGACCCAAGUGGCCCACUGGUGGUCUCCAGACGGGGAGCGCCUUGCCUUCCUGGUCCUCAACGACAGCCUGGUGCCCAACAUGGUGCUGCCACGCUUCACCGGCAUGACCUACCCUAGAGGCAAGCAGUACCCCUACCCCAAGGCGGGCCAGGCCAACCCCCAGGUGAAGCUGUACGUGGUCAACCUGUACGGCCCCACCCACACCCAGGAGCUCACCCCCCCAGACAGCCUCAAACUCCGGGAGCACUACGUUACCAUGGUGAAAUGGAUCAGUAAGACCAAGACGUGUGUGCGGUGGUUGAACCGAGCCCAGAACAUCUCCAUCCUCACCGUGUGUGAUACCACGACAGGCGCCUGCGUCAAGAGACAUGAGGAGAGUUCUGAGCUCUGGCUUUCCAAGCAGAAUCAGGAGCCGGUCUUCUCCAGAGACGCCAGCCGCUUCUUUCUCACCGUUCCUGUAAAGCAGGGAGGGCGCGGAGAGUUCCACCACAUCGCCAUGUUCACCACACAGUUCAGAACAGACCAGAACGAGGUUCGUCACCUGACCUCGGGCAACUGGGAGGUGACCAAGAUCGUGGCGUAUGAUGAAGACAACGACAACCUUUACUUUCUCAGUACAGAAGGAUCGCCACGACGACGUCAGCUGUUCAGUGUGAAAACCGUGGGCCUGUUCCCGAGACACUGCCUCACGUGCGAGCUCAACAAAGCCCACUGCCUGUACUUCGAGGCGGACAUCAGCCCCACCAACCAGCACAUCAUCCUUCAUUGUAAAGGUCCAGGAGUUCCUACUGUGAUCCUACACAACCUCCAUAAUGCCAAUUACUACAUCCUAGAGAACAACUCCCAGCUAAAGGCAGCGUUGAAAUCCAAGAGGAUCCUACUGACAGACUUCCGGACAGUACAGAUUGAACAUUUUGAUUUACCUUUGAAGAUCUCCUACCCCCCAGACUUCUCUGAAUCCCGUCACUACGGUCUACUUUUACUGAUCGACGGCUCCCCCGGUGGCCAGUCGGUGAAUGACCGCUUCUUUCUGGACUGGGACUCAGCGCUGGUGAGCUCGGAAAACAUCAUCGUGGCCCGUCUAGACGGGCGGGGCAGUGGCUUCCAGGGCCAGAGGGUCCUCCAUGAGCUGCACCAGCGCCUGGGGACCGUGGACGUCCAGGACCAGAUCGCAGCAGUAGAAUAUAUGAUGAAACUCCAAUAUAUUGAUCGAACGAGGAUAGCAGUAUGUGGAAGGGGUUACGGGGCCUACCUGGCGUUAAUGAUGCUGAAGUCUACUGACGGUCUGUUUAAAUGUGCCUGUGCCAUCUCCCCGGUCACAGACUGGACAUUAUACGCAUCAGCCUUCUCAGAGCGAUAUCUGGGAACACCACUAUGGGAUGACAGCAGAUAUCAGUUCUCCAGCGCGCUCCAAAACGCUCAGGCCUUCCGGGAGCAGACACUGAUGCUGGUGCAUGGCACGGCGGAUGCCAAUGUUCACUUCCAGCACACUGCUGAGCUAAUCAAGAACCUGGUGAAAGUUGGAGCGAAUUACACAAUGCAGAUCUACCCGGAUGAGGGUCACUUCCUGUCUCGACAGAGCCGCCAGCACCUCUCUGCCACCCUGACAAGUUUCUACAGGGAAUGCCUACAGGAACAGAUUCUACCGCUCAGCGAGGAAGAGGAGGAGGAGGAGGAGUAGGCGAGUGUCAUAUUGGGGUCAGACCUUUUUGACAUGGCGCCAUCUGCUAUGUAGAAUCUGGCUAAAGAACCCGCUGACGAGGAGCUGUUUGGCGUUUGGAACAAGUGUUCAUCUAGAAGUGGACACCAAGAGCAGUCUCGGCUCGGAAAUGUGUGUAUGGUGCGCGAGGGAGUGUGUGUGUGUAUGCACGUUUGUGCACACCUGUGUGAGUGUGUCCGUGACCACUGUUCUGGCGUGAGGAACGCGGCUUGUGUGAGUGCGUACGGUUGUGUAUUAUCGUUUCGAAUAGAUCCCUAAAAGGACACCUGUUGACUACAACGAACAGCCAGGACAAAGUAACUCAAUCCCCAGCCCCAAAACUCCACCUCCUCCGACACCACCUCCACUUCCCCCACCUCCCCAAACACCACCCCUAACACAACCCCCAACCCAACCUCCACAGCUCCGCAACACCACCCAACCUCCACACAACACCACCCCCGGCUGCCCCAACACCACCCCCGGCUACCCCAACACCACCCCCGGCUACCCCAACACCACCCCCAGCUCCCCCAAAUACACCUACAGCUAGUGUCUUCUCACUAGAAACCCUGGAAUCCUGCGAUCAUCUCUGGGGAAAGCACGGGGGGCUGUCCUCAUUCCCAUCUGUACAGCACGCAUUUCUAUUUAUUUUUUCACCCGCUGGUUGUCUUUGCAGCAGCGAAAAAUUGUAAGGAGGUGGAUGUCUAAUAUCCACACACAGAGGACGCCAGCCCCUUCUUCAUUACCUCUUCACUGAGCUCUGCUACUGAAGUUCAGCACAAAUGGUUCAAGGGUGAGUUCACCUCCGAUCCUGAGACUGAGCUCUGCUACUGAAGUUAACACAAGUGAUUCACUGGUGAGUUCACCACCGAGCCUCUCUACUGAGCUCUGCUCCUGAAUUUAACACUAGUGAUUCACUGGUGAGUUCACCACCAAGCCUCUCUACGACAAAGUGCAAUUCCUGCCCGCGUCCUCCACCAUAACUCCAUAUCUACGCUUCAUUUAUUUCUUUCAGGUAACACUUUAGUGAAAAAAAGGAUCUUCUGUGGACAUGUACAAUGCCUUAUAAGGUUCGAUAAACUCUACGAUUAUGUGCUUGGACUUCAACAUCGACGGUUGGUUAAUGCCUGUCUGUGGAAACUCAGGUCCUGCACUAACACCAUCGCACCGUACUGAUUUUGUUCUCAGAAAUGGCUGACUACGUCAAGCGGUAGAGACGUGGAGCUCAACGUGAUGGAUUAUUUUAGAAGAUGACUGCCUUGGUUAGGUAUUGAUUUAAGCAGAAAAUAUGUCCCUCUUGAUAUACUGUGUAAUUUCCCAAUAUUAGUGCUCUAGUUAAAGUGAGAUAUCUGACAAUGAAGUGAGAUCCCAUUUUUUUAUUGCAAAAAAAACUUGAAAAUUAAACAUAGGUAUAUAUACCUUUAUCAGAAAACAAAAUUAAAUUAGUUUUGUAGUCUCAAGUGAAAUAGCCCGACUCCCAACCCAAUGGUGUUUGCCCCUUGAUGAUAAAUGGUGAUCAAUAGAAAAAGCUUUGUUUUGUUCAGGUGGUUGUUUUUUCCCGGUGUGCAACCUAAAGGUGUGUGCAUGUCUACGCAGGAGAACGUGAAAAGGUGUUGCCACGUUUUGUACAGUACAAUGCAAGAGUGUGUACAUACAUCUAUUUUUGAGACCGCUGUGAACUCUGGGCGGAGCGGGCGGGUCCAGGCGGAAGUCUUGUACAGUACGUGUUCUUUUUCCCCGUCCUGUUUAUCUUAGGAUGGAUUUUGUAAUGCUUGUUCUCGUUAGAUUUUCGUUGUUUUUAAA
Molecule: messenger RNA, 4454 nt
Organism: Gadus morhua (Atlantic cod)
Lineage: Eukaryota; Metazoa; Chordata; Actinopteri; Gadiformes; Gadidae
Gene: dpp10
Product: dipeptidyl peptidase like 10
Exons: 26
Coding region: 243-2630 (795 amino acids)
Biological process (GO): regulation of potassium ion transmembrane transport; proteolysis
Cellular component (GO): plasma membrane; voltage-gated potassium channel complex
Molecular function (GO): potassium channel regulator activity; serine-type peptidase activity
Source: RefSeq, a predicted model, not a curated record